Heterostelium album PN500 is the source of this 645-nucleotide messenger RNA. It is a transcript of the gene ranbp1, whose product is annotated as Ran-binding domain-containing protein. The record is from RefSeq and is a predicted model, not a curated record. The coding region runs from base 1 to 645 and encodes 214 amino acids. Gene Ontology annotation, cellular component: cytoplasm; nuclear pore. Gene Ontology annotation, molecular function: GTPase activator activity. NCBI's taxonomy places the organism in Eukaryota, Evosea, Eumycetozoa, Acytosteliales, Acytosteliaceae. The transcript is spliced from 2 exons. Gene Ontology annotation, biological process: nucleocytoplasmic transport.
AUGUCGGAAAACGAAACUACUCCAACCACCACCACCACCGAAACUACUCCAGAGGUCAAAACCGAAACAACUCCAGUCGAAGAGAAGAAAGAGACCACCAGCAUCUUUGGAAGUGCAUUCACCGGUAGUGCUAGCAACACCACCACCGAAUCUUCCUCUGAACCAAAGGAAGAGAAUGCACCAGAUCACGAACCAAAUGUAGAAUUCACUCCAAAACUCAACCUCACCAAACAAGAAACAAAGACAAACGAAGAAGAUGAAGAAGUUCUUUUCGAAAUGAGAGCAAAAUUAUUCAGAUUUGUAACUGAUCCACAACCACAAUGGAAUGAACGUGGUGUUGGUGUUGUCAAACUCUUGAAGCACAAAGAGACCAAGAAGAUUAGAGUCAGUAUGAGAAGAGAAAAGGUAUUGAAAGUUUGUUUAAAUCACUACGUUUCACCAUACUUGAAGUUGGAAGCAAACAUGGGUAGCGAUAAGUCAUGGGUUUGGAAGUGUCCAAAGGACUACUCCGACGAGGAACACCCAGACGGUGUCGAAGAAACUUUUGCCAUCCGUUUCGGUUCAGCAGAGAAUGCCAACGCAUUCAAAGAUCAAUUUGAAGCAGCUCAAAAGGAAAUGAAAGAGUUGUACAACAUCAAAGAUUAA